Messenger RNA from Pundamilia nyererei, 2748 nucleotides. It is a transcript of the gene hspd1, whose product is annotated as heat shock 60 protein 1. Bases 126 to 1847 code for a protein of 573 amino acids. Gene Ontology annotation, molecular function: ATP binding; ATP-dependent protein folding chaperone. The record is from RefSeq and is a predicted model, not a curated record. NCBI's taxonomy places the organism in Eukaryota, Metazoa, Chordata, Actinopteri, Cichliformes, Cichlidae. Gene Ontology annotation, biological process: protein refolding. The transcript has 11 exons.
CCGGAUGUGCUAGGCCAUGUGCAGUUCUGUCUCCGUUACUCCACACGACUGGUCUCUCCUCCAGUCGUUAUAUCAUUCCGUCUUGCAGACCGGCUAGCAGCAAGCCUUUACCUCAACUCACAGACAUGUUUCGUUUAGCCACAGUCAUGAGGCAGGUGAGGCCUGUGAGCCGUGCGCUGGCUCCCCACCUCACACGAGCCUACGCCAAGGAUGUGAAGUUUGGGGCUGACGCUCGUGCCCUCAUGCUGCAGGGAGUGGACCUGCUGGCUGAUGCCGUGGCUGUCACCAUGGGCCCAAAGGGUCGCACUGUCAUCAUCGAGCAGAGCUGGGGCAGUCCAAAGGUCACCAAGGAUGGCGUGACGGUGGCAAAGAGCAUUGAUCUGAAGGACAAGUACAAGAACAUUGGUGCCAAGCUGGUGCAGGAUGUGGCCAACAACACCAACGAGGAGGCCGGCGACGGCACGACCACCGCCACUGUACUGGCUCGCGCCAUCGCCAAGGAAGGUUUCGACAACAUCAGCAAAGGUGCGAACCCCGUGGAGAUUCGCCGAGGUGUCAUGAUGGCUGUAGAAACCAUCAUCAACGAGCUGAAGAACCUUUCAAAGCCCGUCACAACCCCCGAGGAGAUCGCACAGGUUGCUACAAUCUCAGCCAAUGGAGAUGUGGAGAUUGGCAACAUCAUUUCUAAUGCCAUGAAGAAAGUUGGCCGCAAGGGAGUCAUCACCGUGAAGGAUGGGAAGACUCUGCAUGAUGAGCUGGAGAUCAUUGAGGGUAUGAAGUUUGACCGUGGGUACAUCUCCCCUUACUUCAUCAACACUGCCAAAGGUAAGGCUGCUGAACAGGUUUCAGCUGUGCAUUACUACUCGCUCAAAGUUUUAACUGAUAAAUCGGUGCUGUGCACUCAUUAUAAAAUGACCAGUGGGGCAGUGAGCCCAGACAAGGCAUUUGUAUUCAGUGGUGACUUGGAAAAUAGGCAAAGUCCAUUGAGGCUGAAGGUUGGGCUUCAGGUGGUAGCAGUUAAAGCCCCAGGCUUUGGCGACAACAGGAAGAACCAGUUGAAGGAUAUGGCCAUCGCCACCGGGGGGACUGUGUUUGGGGAUGAGGCUCUGGGCCUGGCUCUUGAGGACAUCCAGGCUCAUGACUUCGGCAAGGUCGGCGAGGUGCAGAUCACUAAAGACGACACCCUGCUGCUGAGGGGAGGAGGCAGCUCGGCUGAGAUUGAGAAACGGGCGGCAGAGAUCGCCGAGCAGCUGGAAAGCACCACCAGUGACUACGAGAAGGAGAAGCUCAACGAGAGGCUGGCAAAGCUUUCGGAUGGAGUCGCCGUGCUCAAGGUGGGAGGAACAAGUGAUGUGGAGGUGAAUGAGAAGAAGGACCGCGUGACAGAUGCUCUGAAUGCCACCAGGGCAGCUGUUGAGGAGGGCAUUGUUCCUGGAGGAGGUUGUGCCCUGCUGCGCUGCAUCCCCGCCCUCGACGCCCUCAAAACUGCCAACUCUGACCAGAAGAUCGGUGUGGACAUCAUCAGACGGGCGCUUCGUAUUCCUGCCAUGACCAUUGCCAAAAACGCAGGCGUGGAGGGUUCACUCGUUGUGGAAAAGAUCCUGCUGGGAUCCCCUGGGACGGGCUACGAUGCCAUGCAGGGAGAGUACGUCAAUAUGGUGGAGAAGGGCAUCAUUGACCCCACAAAGGUGGUGAGGACAGCACUGAUGGAUGCUGCAGGAGUAGCAUCUCUGCUCUCCACUGCUGAGGCUGUCGUCACAGAGCUCCCCAAGGAGGAGAAGGAAAUGCCAGGGGGCAUGGGAGGCAUGGGAGGCAUGGGCGGUAUGGGGGGUGGAAUGGGUUUCUGAGCCACUCCUCCUGAUCUUUGUGUACAGACUCAAUCAGGAGCUUAGUGGAGCUGGAGAACUGCCCCCACCGAGCUCUGCCCACAGUGAUGGACGGACUGACGACGAAUAUGUCAGAGAUGCAAAUGUUUGAUAAAUGCUCAAAAGACUUGAGAGCCCACCGAGUCCACCUGCUACACUAGAGUCCUCCUCAAACCUUUUCCAUUAGCACUUAACUCCUCGUCAAAUGCUCAACAGACUUAAACUAAUACCAGUGAAGAAGGAAAUUCAGCAGUGUUCAUAUUUGAGGAUGGUUCCAGUUUAUUUCUACCUGAUGUAUUUCCCGUGUGGCUCUUUAGAUCAUAAACUUUGUACUCACUACAUCUGUUGUAGGGAAACAAGGAGUUAAACUUCUAAACUCCAGAACAUCUGGGUCUCCGUCCUCUUGUGUCUCUUCAUCGGCUGUCUCUGAGUGAGAGCGGCCUUCCUCACGCCUUUGCUUUCCAGUGACCCAGCUGUACUCAGGAGCACAGCUCUCAGCUGCUCAUCGGGAGGCUGUGUUUCAGGUUUCAUGUUGGGUUCACAUGGGAUUGCUUUCCAUAAAUGGAGGGUAUGGGUUUUGCACAAGUCCAAUGUUCUUUGAAAGGUAGACGGCCUGAAUUUCUGCCCAGAUUUAGUUUAGUGUGGCAACUCCUUGUUACCCUGAACCUCUACAACACAAUCCAAAAUGAGUUUGACAAUGAGCUACAAAAGGGAAAUAAGCAGGGUGGAAUAAACUGUAACUAUCCUUAAAUGGACCACAGAGCCUCAGCAUCUGUCCUUCACUCUUGUCUUUUUUUUUUUCUUUUUUUUUAGUUAUUUGUAUGUGUUGUCUGUGAUUGACUUGAAUUCAUCUGUGAUUGAAUUAAAGCAGUUUUCGUACAUA